CCAGCUUGACUAUUUCCUGUCAUUUUGACCAGAAAGUGACUUUUUGUAGUUGGUGCUGCAGCCUUUAACCUUUAACCUUUGACCUCUAACCAGCAUGGAUGAGAACACUUUAAAGCAGCUGGUGAAGCUCACUCAGGAUGGACAGGUUGACUCUCUGCAGAGACUGAUCAGCAGCUCUGAGGUUCAGUCUGUCAGCAGGAGACACUUCGGUCGGUCUGGGGACACCCUGCUGCACUAUGCUGCCAGGAGAGGACACCUGGACAUGCUGCAGUAUCUCAUAAAGCAGGUGUGCAUGGAUGUGGAGCUGCACAACAACGACUACAAGAGGCCUCUGCACGAAGCUGCUUCCAUGAGCCACCAGGCCUGUGUUAGCUACCUGCUGCAGGAAGGAGCCAACGUGGACAGUCUGAAGAAAGCUGACUGCUGAACCUCAUCAUGCAGCAGGCAACAUCACACAUCCCCAGAGACUCAGGGGGCUUUGUGAGGAUGCUUGAAGACGAGGCUUUCUGUGUUUUCCUGACAUUGUUCCAUAAGAUCAUGCCACAGGUGGACAUGCUUUUCAACCAGCUGCAGAAGAGGAACAUGGACCCCGUCUUCAUCAGAGCACUGGUCCAGAGGUUCACAGACAGCAUGCUAACCAUCAGAUAAAUAACUCCCAGAUAUUUACUAUUAGCU
Sebastes umbrosus (honeycomb rockfish) is the source of this 675-nucleotide messenger RNA. Its product is annotated as ankyrin repeat domain-containing protein 16-like. The record is from RefSeq and is a predicted model, not a curated record. Gene Ontology annotation, molecular function: protein binding. Bases 95 to 427 code for a protein of 110 amino acids. The transcript is spliced from 2 exons. Lineage: Eukaryota; Metazoa; Chordata; Actinopteri; Perciformes; Sebastidae.